This is a messenger RNA of Gopherus flavomarginatus (Mexican gopher tortoise), 4676 nucleotides long. Its product is annotated as 2'-5'-oligoadenylate synthase 1A-like. The record is from RefSeq and is a predicted model, not a curated record. Gene Ontology annotation, cellular component: cytosol; nucleoplasm; membrane. Gene Ontology annotation, biological process: regulation of ribonuclease activity. The transcript is spliced from 9 exons. Gene Ontology annotation, molecular function: 2'-5'-oligoadenylate synthetase activity; double-stranded RNA binding. Lineage: Eukaryota; Metazoa; Chordata; Testudines; Testudinidae. The coding region runs from base 198 to 1586 and encodes 462 amino acids.
ACGAAGAAAUAAACACACUUGCCGUGAAGUGAAAGUACUUUUUUUUGCAAAAGUAAAAGGAAUCUUCUUUGACAGUCACAGGGGUCUGUACCAGGAAAGUUCUUUCAAUGUGAUAAACUCCUUUUUGAAUGGGUCUGCAUGAAAAAGAAAAGUAAUGGAAAGAAACCAGGUCUUCUGUACAGCUUAUUCUUCAGAAAAUGUUUAGGAUGGGGUCUCUCAAAUCCUACAGCUGUGAGCAAUGUGGGAAUGAUUAUGUCAGCCGCACCACCUUGAGGUAUCAUUUCCGAGUAAAACAUCUUGGAAAAGUUCACUGUGAAAAACGUGGUCCGGAAGUUGUGAGAGAAACACUUCAGGACCAUGAAGCGGCCAACCAUGAAAGGAUGACUGCUGAAAGACAAGGGUGUUUCUGGGACAUGCCUCCAAAGAGGGAAGCAAAAUUUGUGUCUAUGGAAAUGUCUACCUCCUGCAGGAUGUGCCCAAGGAAGUUUGGAACAAUCCAUAGCAGGGAACACCAUGAGAAACAAGAUCAUCACUUCACAGCCAGCAAAAGAGCUCAAAUGGCCACUGGAUUUUCACCCGAUAAUAUCUUGGAUUAUAAAAAUCCAACAGAACUAAAGACAUUUGUAGAAGAAAAGCUUCGACCCAUUCCAGGCCCAGCAAGCAUUGCCUGUGCAACAGAAAUUGAGGCAAUUAUUAAUUUGAUCAAGGAAUGCUUCCCAUUACCAAUAGCUCGGCUAAUCAAGGGAGGCUCGUAUAUAAAAGGAACUGAUACACAAGGCUGGUCUGAUGUUGAUAUAGUGUUAUUUAGUGAAGCCUUUGAAAAUCUAGAAGACUGCAAAAAGAAACUGCCAGAAGUUAUAGAUGAUCUUGGAAAAAGACUGAAGAAAUCUUCAUGGGCCAGCAGGAUAAUGAUGGAGAAAAGGACCCAGUCAUUCUUACGAUUUCAUUUCAAAUGCUAUAAGAAUCACCAUGGCCACUCGUUUGAUAUCAUGCCUUGCUAUGACAUGCUGGGGCCUGCACCAUCAACAGGUUUAAAACAGAGCUUUUACCACAAGAUCUAUCUCUGUAAUGACACUGAUGAAAUCCAGCUGUACUCAAUGUCCUUGCUGCAGUACCAGGUUGAGUUUAUCAAGGCAUCUACCAUGAAGGUGAAGGACCUGAUUCGUUUGGUUAAGCACUGGUUCAGGACUUCAUUUGCUAAACCAACAGCACAAAAUAAGUUUCGCAGGCUUCCUUCUUCCUAUGCUAUAGAGCUCAUCACAAUCUCCAUCUGGCAGCUAGCAGGGAAGCCAGUCUUUUUCAGCCUGAUUCAGGGAAUGAGAGCUAUCCUGAAGCUUCUGGUUAGAUACCCAGAAAUAUACAUUGUUUGGCACAAACACUACAGCCCAAACUCUACGAUUUUCAAAAAGGCAUUCCAGAAGCAAACCAGGCCGUUCGUUUUGGAUCCUGCAAAACCAACAUUUAAUGUGUGUGAGAACAGCAACGCUUGGGAUGAAGUGGCUCAUGUGGCGAGACUGAGUCUCCUUAAGCCUCUUUUUAAUGGUGUGCAAGCGAAGGAGCCCUGGCUUUUUACAAAUGGCUGGUAAAAAAUGAGAGAAAACAUUAGCCUGGUUGCAGUCCUGUCAAAUAGGUUUGUCAAUGCAUAUGACACAAGUCUGCCAAUAGGAAUAUUCCAAUAUAAAGAAAUGUACAUAAAGAAUGGUAGGGUGUUUUUUUGUUCUCUCUCUAAUCUAUUUAACAAACAAUUAUUUGUCAUUACUUCUGAAUGAACAGGACAGAAUCCAUUCUAGUCAGGGAAUUAAAUUGUCCGCUAAAUUUUUAUCCCUGUGUGAGGGAUGAAGCUGAAAGAUAUGCUUCCUUAUGUUUGUAAGGAGCUCAAGCAUUAGAGCAAAGAGGGCAAUUUGUCACAGCUCCUACAACAGCUCCUACAACGUCCUUCCUUCCCAGCUCACUAGGGCAGCGCUGGAUUUCCAUAAACGUUUGAGCUUUGUUUACUUUAAAAAGGCCCCUGGAAAGAACUCAUUGGUUACACAGUAAAAUGACUAUAGCUCCAUAACAUCUGGCAAAUCACUAGGUUGCAACAGAUAAAUGCUGGAAGGCUCUACACUAAGCUGUCUCUCAAUACAUCAUUUAUUUCCAGAAGUUAUGGCUGAUCACACAUCUUCUGAAUGUAAGAUGAAGGGAAGGUUGCAAAUAUAACAAAGAGUAGAGUUAAAUUAUGUAUCCAGACUCCACCCAUUGAAUUGUCUAUGGAGGUACUAACCAUUUUAGUCUGUAAAGACAGACUAUUUUGUGUACAGUUGCAACAGCAGUAAUUUGGGCUACAGAACAAAGAGCCCACCUGAAGGGGAGUUGGAAAGACUGCAUUAUUUUCUAGAAUUAUGGUCUGGCAGUGGUGGCUAUUACCAGGAGAAACAGCAUGGAAUAUGGGACCUGAGCUGACAAGGUGCUUGAGCAUCAUCAGCCCCUCCCAGAGUUCAGGCUAGUGGAAGAAAUCCAACUGAAACAGAACAGGAGGGCAAUAGAAAGUGGGAAAGUAGUCAGCAUUAAUUUUUCUCUUGAGUAGCAUGUUGUGUUAGGCUUCAGGCAAUUACCUGAUUAAAUUACUUCACGCUAGCACAGCAUAUCAUCUGGGAUCCAGGAUUUGGCACCUAGUGAUUUUUAAUUCAGCUUUCCUUUGAUUUAUCUGUGGGCAGAUAACAGCUCACAUAAUUGAAAGAAAGGUAAGAAAUGAAAUUCUGUUGAAGAAAAAUCAAAUUAUUAGUCCAUUUUAAGUGUCCAGUAGGACUGUUUAUUUUAUCAUCUAAAUAAACACAUAUUAAAACUAAGUUAUUCCAACACUUUGCCAUUUACAAGCUGUUGUUUAAAUACUUUGUGACACAGCAAUUCUACCCUGAUAGAUAGGGACUAUAUAGGUAGAUAACAAUUUUUUAUCAAAUGCAAAAUAGAGCAUGUACUGUUUACUGAUGCUGUAUAAAAUUCAUUGUACUCCAUGAAUCAUGUUUUGAAAACACAACCUGAAUGAAGGCUAUUUUUUCCAAAGUAGUCCAAGCAAACUAUUAGAUGUUAGUGCUUCAUUAAUUACAAUGGAAUUUGUUCUGAGAGAGCGCAACCACCACCCAGUCUCUCUCAUGCUGAGCCAGAUAAAUUAAAAAUUCAUAAUUUUCCAUUAUCUAAUAUUUGUUUUAAUGACAUAAUUGGCAAGAUUCUACUGCCUGAGAAUUUCAAUAGCCUUGGUACAUGUUUCUCAACUUAAUAUAGCAAAGUGUUGCUGUAAGAUGGAUUUCUACUUUCUCAACAAAUGCUUUCAUGUGAGGGUUCUUUCAGUCAGCAAAAAGUGAGCACUAAAAAGCAGCUUGGUGCUACCCAGCACAGACUUCAAUCCCAGCUGCUGCUACAUUUGAAGAAGCUGUUUUCUUUUCUAGUCUUCUGUGGAAACUCCUAGUACAAUGAGCAAAAUUAAAUUAAAAUUUCUUUUCUUGCCAGAAGAAACUGCCCCUUACUAAAUAACUUCUACCAGAAAUCUUGGAAACCUGACAAAUAUUUGCUGAUUUUUUUUCAUUUAUUGUGUAUAUCAUGGUAGUUCCUAGUGGCCAUUUGAGAACGGACCCCAACUGUGUUAGACCCUGUGCAAACAGACUAAGAUACAAUCACUGCACAAAAAAGCUUGAAGACAAUUAACAUCUCAUCUACAGAGAAAAGAAUCUUGGCAUGCAAUGUUUUACUUCACCAUGCUUCCAUCACCACUAGUAAGGUGAACGGCUUUCCAGCAGCAGUUCUGUCAUUCUUGUUGCACAAUUCCUGGUUUCCUCUUUCGCUUCACAGGUGGCUACCUUCCUGGACCCUAACUUUACUUUGGAUGGUAAAAGAAUGAGGCAGUUUUGUUUCAAAGUAUUCAUUUUUCUACAUUGAAAUACCUGACAAAGCAUUAAUGGCCAUUUCUUCAUAACACUGGGAGUACUAGAUUGGACCUGCACUAAUACUAAUUUAAGUCAGUUCAAUUUAUUGAAAAAAACUCCGUCAGCUGAUUUUGCUUGAGAAAGGACUACAGAAUCAGGCUCUUGGUGGUUAAAUAUGUAGUUGUAGAUUUUAAAAACAUUACUACAAAAUAAGCUAUGGUAUUUAAAAUAAUACUCUAACACCUGACAAUCAAUUAUUCACACUACGUUUUACAUAGUAUAAGUAAGUCACUCCACUCUAAUAUUUGUUGGUUUUUCUUUGCUUCCAUUUUUGUAAUAAAAAAAGUGUAAAAUUAAGACACCUAAGGUCUAUCUAUACUGCAAUCACAGGUAUACAUAUAUUAGCUAGUUCUGGUACCAGAGCAUUGAAGCUGUGGCAGCAUGGGCUUCAGCACAGGCUGUACAAGCCCAUCCAGAACCCUACUCAGGUAGCAUGAGCUGAAGCCUGUGUUGCCAUAGUGUCACUGCUCUGGUACCCAAACUACCAUUAGACAUAUACGGUCAAAAGUCUUGUGUACUGGUUUGCAGUUGUAAAUGCAGUGAGGCUUUUGCAGAAAAGCUGUUUAUAAAUUGUUUUUUAGUUUGCUACUGGAAGAAUCUUUCUACAGUAACAUUGAGAAAAUAAACUACAUGGACUUGAGCAAUACUAUUUGCUUGCAUUGUCAAUAGGAAACCAGAAUGGUGCAGAAGAGUUUGUUUGCAUAAUAAGCCCCUAUG